AAGGUCGCGAGGAGUCCUGACUGGGAGGCGCCGCUUCCACUGCCACUGCCACUGCCACCCCUUCUGCCUCCAUCACUCCGUGAAGGUUCCGGAAUAGCGGAGCGUGGGGAAUUGGAGGCUGACCCCUUGAGGCUGCCGGUGGAGCAGGAUCACUCGCAGGGACCCGCAAGGUUCCGGGGCUGAGAACCGAGGCUGCCCGGGGCAGUGGCUCGCCCAGCCGUCUUAGGGUAAAUCGGGCUGAAGAAGGGGCAGAAGGGUUAGAAGGCGCAGGGAGGCCAUCUAGUACCAAGCAAGUGACGGCCCUGCGAGGCGGUUUUGCCGACUGCGCUUUCCGACCCAGGACUCCUCUUUCCAGACGGAAACUCGGAAACUCGGCUACGGCUUCAGGCGGACCCGGGAUGGGCUCGCUGGUCCCGGCGGGCAUGGCUGUCGCGGAGGAGGCGGCGGCGGUGGCAGGCUUCCCGAGUGGCUUUCUGUGGCCGCUCCUGGUUCUGUGGUGCUGGGUGCCCACCACAGAUUUGAUAGUGGAGAUGGAAGGCAAGAAUCAGACUGUGUUGCUGAAUGACAAUGCCACCAUCCCCUGUGACGUCCCUGGUUCCACACCCCUGAACAUCACGAUUAUGGGUGUUACCUGGUAUCGGAAGCAUCAGGCGUAUGAGCAAAAGGUGUUUGAAAUGUAUGGAGACCCUAAUCCUAAAGAGGUAUCCAGACCCGGAGCCAGCGUGUCUCGAGAGGCGCUAGAGAAAGGGGACGCCUCACUGCACCUUCCUGGAGUCCAGCUGUCGGACGCAGGAGAGUACCGAUGUAAGGUGGUGGUCACCCCCUAUGAGGUCCAGGCAACAGUCUUUCUAAAGGUUUUGGGUGAGUGCCUGAGGCAGUGUCCUGUGGUUCCCAUGGUGAUGGGGCUGGGGGUAGAGAUGUGGCCCCGCCAAGUAGAGAAGUUUGGGCACGGGCCUUGGAGUUGGAUAGACACGGGUUUAUGUCUGGACAACUUAGAGCGAAUUAUUAACCAGGCUGAACCUCAGUGUCCUUUUCUCUAAAUAGAUGCAAUAGUACCUCUAUAAGGACCCUGUCUCCAGCCCUAGCCGGUUUGGCUCAGUGGAUAGAGCGUCGGCCUGCAUACCAACGGGUCCUAGUUUAAAAAAAGACCCUAUCUCCAAAUAAAGUCACAGUCUAAGAGAAUGGGCUUAGGGCUUCAACAUGAAUUUGGGGGUGGGGCCACAAUGCAGCCUAUAACCAGGACAAUGUCUAUGAGCCCUUCAAAAUUGUACUUAAGACUUUGAAUGUUUUGUACAUAUUAAUUAGGGGGAUGGGAAAGCAUAUUAGUAAUUAUUUCCUCCGCAACUGACAGAAAGCCUAAAAAAUUUUUUAAGAAGUAAUAGACUUUAUUUUUUAGAACAGUUUUAGAUUUACAGAAAAUAUUGCAAAGAUAGUAGUUUCUUUAUGACUCCUGCCUGUG
Myotis myotis is the source of this 1459-nucleotide messenger RNA. Its product is annotated as natural cytotoxicity triggering receptor 3 ligand 1-like. Lineage: Eukaryota; Metazoa; Chordata; Mammalia; Chiroptera; Vespertilionidae. Gene Ontology annotation, cellular component: external side of plasma membrane. Bases 399 to 1040 code for a protein of 213 amino acids. The record is from RefSeq and is a predicted model, not a curated record. The transcript is spliced from 2 exons. Gene Ontology annotation, biological process: cellular response to lipopolysaccharide; T cell costimulation; cell surface receptor signaling pathway.